GUAACGGACACUUUGCGAAAUCUGCUCUCGACUGGCUCGGCGUAAAAUCAUUUUUCUAUUUUAAUCGCCCCACGAUUAUCAGGAUUUAACGAAUUGUGGUGUUAGCUGCGCGAAACAACGAUCCUUCUCGGGCGCCUUCGUAAAACGAGCGAGUGUCACGGGACAACCCGUCGUUAAAAUAAAACCAACCGAGCUCGCACGUCCUGCGUAGUAGUUCGUGCACGCGUUAGUCCCCGGUCAGCUGAUCCGACACAAAAGAAACGUGUCGGCCAUGUCGUCCGCGGCACCGCGCGUCUUCUCGCGUCCGGUAUCCGCGUGAGGAACGGCGUGGCUUUCACAGCGUCACGCGACACCGAGUCGAGACGCGAUAGAGCGGUGUCCCGUGUCCGUGCACCACGUGCAAGUCGUCUCGGUCGAGCCCGACGAGUCCGCGAUGAGUCGCCAAGUCGUCCUGAGGCUUUACAAGGACAUUUUGAGAUACGGCGAGACUGUGAGGUUCACGAACAAGAAGUACUUUCGCGACAGGAUCCAGACGGCUUUCAGACGUAACAAGGGCCUGUCCGACGAGGCGGCGAUAGACUUCCAAUUGAAGAAGGGCAUGAAGUUCUUGGAAGCCAAGAGAGUGGUGUAGUUCGCUGCGCCGGGAGACGCAUGAGAAUUCAAGGCAGAGU
Vollenhovia emeryi is the source of this 671-nucleotide messenger RNA. Its product is annotated as LYR motif-containing protein 2. The record is from RefSeq and is a predicted model, not a curated record. Lineage: Eukaryota; Metazoa; Arthropoda; Insecta; Hymenoptera; Formicidae. Bases 434 to 631 code for a protein of 65 amino acids. The transcript is spliced from 2 exons.